UCAACGUACCCCUCGGAUUUUCACGGAAGAAAAAAACAAAAGACACAGAAAAAAAAGAAAGGGCAUGACGUCGCCUUGUGGUCCGGAGGGCGUGACGUGUACGCUGAUGUCAUUUCCGGUGGCUGUGUGAAGUGCGUGUGAAGUGUGAUAUCCUGUGGAUGCAAGUGUCACCAUGUGGCAUCUGAAGGCUGUGUGCACUCCUUCCUCAUCUUCUUCCUCAUCACCUGAGCGUCGCCAUCUCAGGUGCCACAUGAGUGGUGGAUGUUGGUUUCUGGUCUGCAUCUUGCUCUCUGUGUCACUGGAGCGAGUGCGGGCUCGGUACCAGGCCGUUACCGCAGAAGCACAAACUCUGACAGUACUAGAGGGCAGUCAAGUCCAACUGGGAUGCGACAUUCGAGCAACCGGACCCGGCGAUUUUCCCAUCCGGAUUCGAUGGUUCAAGGACUCGGGCGAGAGCCCUGUGUACAAUGUGGAAGUGAAUCCUCGUACAGGAAGCCUGUCACAGAUACGGCAAAGUGCCCAGCAGAGCUCGCUGCAGGGCCGCGCUUAUUUCUCCGUCAUCCACACGCCGGCUGUGCUAAGCGUCGACCGGCUUCGCUUCGACGACAACGGAACGUACGUCUGUUCGGUGGACUUCAAGAAGGACUGGACGAGAAAAGUCAUCGUUCACCUCAUAGUUAUAGUUCCCCCGAAGCGACCGGUAAUAAAAGAUGAAAACGGGACCCGAAUCGAGAACACAACGAGGCCGUACCAAGAGGGCGAGGACCUGACGCUUACCUGUGACGUCCACGAUGGAAAACCGGAGCCGGCUGUUACCUGGUGGCGUGGAACGGAGCUUUUGCAGCAAGUAUUGAGCCGCACAGCCAAUGGACAUCCCAGAGCUACACUAUUUCGACUGACACUCACUCGUCGUGAUUACCUGGCAAGACUCACUUGCAGAGCAGCCAACAGCAACAUUUCGGAGGCUGUAUCCACCACCAUUAUCGUCAACAUGUAUUUACGACCGGUGACCGCUGAAAUCAAGGGUCCACGAGGUCCCCUGUCUGCCGACCUCUCAACGCAGGUCAUCUGCGAGGUGAACGGCUCGCGGCCCGAAGCGGCCGUGCGCUGGUUUCUGGGUCCCUACCAGCUGAACGAUACGGAGACAUACGUUCCUUCACCGAACACAACCUUGGGGAUUCUGCACUUCAUUCCUUCCGACAGAGACCACGGCUCGAAGCUCCGCUGCGUUCCUGCUAACCCUCUCGCCUCAAUCAGGCCCAAUGGGCCUCUGCAAGAUGCCUGGACUCUGGAUGUGCACUAUAAACCAAUCGUCCAGCUCCGUCUGGGGAGCGGCCUGAGUCCCUCCAACAUACAAGAAGGCAUCGACAUCUAUUUCGAAUGUAGCGUCCGCGCCAAUCCCCCGGUACGGGAAGUGUCAUGGAGAUUCAAUGGACGAGAGCUGACAGCCGACGGCGCGCACGGGAUCAUCAUCAGUAACCAGUCCCUGGCCGUAAGAAGAGUCAACCGAACUCACGCGGGACAUUACACAUGCCUGGCUGCAAACUCAGAGGGCGAGGCGCACAGCAACCGCUUACGGCUCAGGGUGUUGCAUGCCCCCGUGUGUCGCAUCGGUCGACGCCAGCUAACGCAAUCAGCAGCCAAGCACGAAACCAUCGCAGUGUCGUGUGAGGUGGAUGCGGACCCCGCCAACGUCACUUUCUCGUGGACUUUUCAUCAGGCCCAUCGAAAUUAUGAGAUGGCCCCCGCCAAUAUGUCGGCCACUGCCGGUGGUGACCCUCUGCGUUCCGUCCUGAUGUACUCUCCAAAGACUGACGCCGACUACGGUACCCUGUAUUGCCUGGCGAGGAAUUCCAUUGGCGACAGCCUACAGCCCUGUAUAUUCCAGAUCACCCCAGUAGCAGGACCACCUGUAUCCCCGUUCAACUGCACCGUAGAGGAGGUGACAUCUGACGGCCUUCAUGUAAUCUGCCAGCGUAGUGUCCCUGGACAGCAGACCUUCCUGUUAGAACUGCAUGAUGGCCAGAGUACGCCGAUCGUCACCAACUUUACCUCGGGUCAUCCCAGCUUCCGUGUCCAUUCACUCCGGCCGGGCACUCGUUAUCGGAUGGCGUUGUACGGCAUCAAUGCGAAUGGGAGGAGCGAACCGGUCGAGAUGACAGUCUAUACUCUGCCCCUCGAGCGGAGCCUAGUCAGUCCAGACACCAACUGGAGCAUGGGUUCCACUGCGCUGUGGGCGGCCGCUAUGAGUGCUGUGGCCGCAUUUUUACUAGUGUUUAUCGCCCUUACGCUGGGAAAAUUUCGACGGAAAAUACUCUUCAAUCGAGGUCAACACGUCUGGGAUGGAAACCCCACGGACUGUAACCGCGUGAGGCACGACUUGGUGGAAGGAAAUACUGACCUGGGAACGGAACUUGCAGCGUUCGAUCAGCCAGCCAUGAUUACGUUCAAGGACCCCAUGAUGAUCAAGCCCCAUCUGAACGGCAACGGAGCAGUCGUGGUUCCUCAACACGCGCACACCAAAUUACGGAUUCCGUCGCCAUCGUAAACACCACCAUUGAAUGUGCACCCGCAUCACGUGACGCGUGGCCCUGACGUCAUGUGAAACGUCACAAACACCCACAAAUCCUAUGCGCCAACAGCUGCUCAACGUGCCGACUUUAAAACAUGCCUUGUUCUACAUUAUGGAUGGAGGUCACAGUGUGUGCUUCAUGCGACGUGCAGCGGGUCUUUUUUUCGAGUGUGAAAAAAAAAGAGCCGUGUUUGUGAAGGAGAAAGAAAGAGAGAGAGAAAAAAAAAACUGCUGUCAAGUGCCAUGUGUGGUUAUGAACCCAGAAAUAUAUAGAAGGGAAAUGAUAAUUAUGCCAGUGAAGAAACAGACUCUCUACUGGAACUCUGGGGUUUCACAGCUGUCGUUCUAUUUGCAAUUUGCAAUCUGUGUACUUAUGGACCGCAAAUACCGUAUUUUGCUUAUACUAGUCCGCGCCCUCACACAGAGUGUCACACAGAGAGAAGUUUCCUUUCGGGGGAAAAAUAUCUGUGUAAUGUGUGAUGAGGACAAGAUGUUAUUGUACAUUUCGCACUUAUUGUACAGUGAAGAGAGUGCACCUGAGAUGACAUCUUUUAUUCGUAGCCAAAAGGUGUGAAUGUUGCGUCCUUUUUAACGACAGGGUACGUGCAGGCGAUGAGCCGAUACACAUAAGGCACACUUAAUUCACAUAAAGAGUUCAUAUUCUUGGCUGAGUGCUUUCAUUUGGGUUAUCUGCGUAUUUAAAGGCGUGUGCUAUGGAGCUGAAUGAAGUGAUAAGACACAAUGUUCGAAGACGAUUACGUAAAUUUAUGUGAAUCUCUUUUGUGACGGUUCCAGACAGACUUCCUGCGUCGUGGCUAUAGUCGAGGCUAAUCAGAAUAAAUGCUCUCGCGGUGAAGUCCAGAAUGGGAUGGCUGAGGUGUAUUUAGCCGAAGUGGGACCAAAUAAAGGAAAAUGAUGUAAUAUCUGUUCGAUAUAUCCCCCAAUGUCAACGCCCGUAAAAGCUGCAUCACGCCUCAAGUUGCUUGGAUAGUGGAGCACACGCCUAUAUACUACGUAACUCAGAAAUGGGCAAUUUCGAUUAUUCGACCUUGCUAGAGGUUGAAAACGACGAAGGAAGCCCCCUCCAUUGGACAGAUUCAUGGUUCAGCAACAGAAAACUCCGGAGCCGCAACAAAAAGUUAUUUCCUCGAUCAAUGCGUAAAUGGCGUCUGCACUGUGAGACCUCGUCCCUAGAGUUCUGUGUUUGAGGCAUUUACUUUUGCGCAAAUUUCAAAGACGUUUAUCGGUAUCUGUCAUUUAAUAUAAUGUUGUUUGGGACUCCAUCGCUAUUUAACUUUACCUGAAACGAAUAAGCACUCAAUAUGGUUGCUUAGGAAUACGUCGUACACGCGUAUAACGUGCAUUUCCAAACGAAUAAGGUCAGAAGUUAUUUCCGCACCAUGGGGUAAGAAUUGCGAGAACUCCAAAGGUCAUAGGUACUGUUUUAAAUCAAAUAAUAUUCAUUUCCUAUAUGCUAUCAUGAGAAAGACUAAGCAAACUUGCGCUUAAUACGGCCAACACUAAUAGAUUUGUCCUCCCUGAUACGUCUGGGGACCACUGGAUUCUAUUAUUUAAACAAAAAGAGAUGUUUCAUCUCCAUUACUAACGUUCACAAGGGCAACAACAGUAAUACAGGAGAGACGUCUGCGAAUAGCGAAACGUUAUACACCACGAAAUAUUAAAAUAAAAUAAUUAAAAUAAAAUCUGACUCCAGGGUCGGGGAUUUCAGAAUUAUGGGACCGCUUCUCUUUGCGCUGUGUGCCUCCAAACACUCCCGGUAACGGAGUACUGGCAUUUUAAAGAAACCUUUUCCGGGCAAACCACAUCGAAAUUCGGAAUUUUUAACGAUAAAUCAAUCGAACAAUUAAUAAUAAAUAAAUAGAUAAUGAAUAAAUAACAAAAUUUCAAACAACAAACAACAAAUAUACAUAUAUCGCGCGAUAGCUACGCGUCGCUUUGGAGCGAAUGUCGGAAAUGUAGAACCGUGCUUACGACCUUGAAUGCCAUGUAACAUCGUCUAUGUUCGAAUAAACCAGAGGCAUACACAUUCCGCCGAGCAUUAAACUGCAGAAGGAAGCCCUGUCUACGUCUCAAUCUGCCAUAGGCGUAGUACAAACGAUGUUUGCUACGAUAUACGUAUUACGAGGCAGUUUAUGAGCUACGAGCCAGUGAGUGAUCGAGUGAAUCGUUCGGAAAAAGGAUUCCUUUUUUUUUUUAAUAAAGCGCGCAUUAUAUGUGUGUUUUCGGUGCCGCAAGAUGGUGAUGUGUGCCACUCGCUGUCCGACCAUUGUUGCUUGUGUUCUUUUGUGGGACUGAAAGACUAUUCACGCGAAUCUGUGACCCGUCAUCGAGUGACACCUGUGGCUUUUCAAUGGACGUCGUUCACUGACGCCCCCAAUUGUGAAUAAAGAAAUCAUUCCUUUUUCA
Ornithodoros turicata is the source of this 4999-nucleotide messenger RNA. RefSeq names its product hemicentin-1-like. Bases 173 to 2548 code for a protein of 791 amino acids. The transcript has 12 exons. Lineage: Eukaryota; Metazoa; Arthropoda; Arachnida; Ixodida; Argasidae. The record is from RefSeq and is a predicted model, not a curated record. Gene Ontology annotation, molecular function: protein binding.